CAGACGACAUACCGACGAUCCGUAUGCAUGGCUUGCAUGGUUUCCCUUGUGGGGCAGUUGCCAAGACCGACGCUGUUUCUUGUACACAAAAUUCCUUCACCUUUCCUUCCUCUCCAACCCACUCACCACAUCAGCAAAAAAUGGCAGCCUCAACACAGAGCGCUCUAGAGGAGAUCGAGCGCCGCCGUGUGCAGCUGCAGCAAAAUGUCGAUAAGCUGCGCAAAGCCCUCUCCCACUGGACGACCUGGGAGGCUGAGUAUGAGGCGCUCAAGGAAGAGAUCCAAGCUGCCAGCGAUCCCCCACCCUCACAAAUACGUGAGAUGGCACGCGACCUCGAACUUACUCUCCUGGACCAUAAGGAAGUCGAGGAGCUGCUCUGCAAGAACUCGCCGUCGGAACGCACUGCUAACCAAGUUAUUGACAUGAUCUCUAGACGCAUUGACUAUGUUCGGACGAGUAGUGCUACUAUCGAAAAGAACCUCGAUGCUGCCGAGAAGAAGCUUGCUGGUGUCGAUGUCUUGCUAGAGCCAGGCAUGGACAAUGAAGAGGGCGAGCCGAUGAUGGACAUUGAGGAAGAACUGGAUGACGAGGGUAACGAAGUUUCAAGUUCGGUCAACCAGACAGGCAAGGCUGCGGCUGAGCUUGUUGAGGUGCUGCGCAAGGCCGGUGUCCAGAAAGCGGAGCUGGAGAAGAAGAACGCAGCGGAGGCGCAGGAAGCUUCUUCAGAUACGCCGUCCACUUCUGCGCAAACUUCACACACCACACCGGAGUCGAAACCUACUCCAUCCUCCUCCCAACCUUCAGACCCGGCGUCCGCAAAGAAGUCUGUGUCUUUCGCUGAGGAGGUCGACGUUGAAUCAACUCCGAAAGCUACACCACAACCUGCACAACCUGACAACGAUGCAAAAUUCGCUGUCGAUGAGGAGCUCACACAGGACGACUACGAGAGCUUGGUCAAUGCCAUCAUACCAGACGACGAGUCUGCAGAGGAAGCCGAGCUGAGAAGGCAAAUGCUUCAGUAUGGCAUGUCGGAAGUCGGACAGAUUGUCGCUGAACUCGAUCUGGACCAGCCUACUGCUUCAUACUCUGACGAGGAGGAGGAUGACGACUACGGCGACUACGAUACUGAGGACGAAGAAGAGGAAGACGAGUAUGGCCGCAGCACCAAGCCUGUCAUCACCGAAGAUUAUCGCAAGCAGAUGAUGGAACUGGAGAAGAAGUUGGGCGCUCGCAUGCUUGAGAAUGUAGGGCCCGAGUCGGCCAAGCCAUCUCUCGAAGACCACAUCGGAGAUAUUCGCACUAUGCGUGUCAAGAGCGACGAUCAGUUUGACGAGUCUCUGGGCACUUCAGUGUCGACGCAGGCGCCGGCUGAUACAAAGGAGUCGAAGAAGAAGGGAGUGCGCUUUGCUGACGACCUGGACAUUUCUGAAGCACCAAAGCCAGUACAAGAACCAACUCGAGCCGCGCAGUUACCCAUUAGAUCGACAACGACCAUAUCCGAUACCAUUGUCGAGCGGUCUGCAGCCCCGGUAGCACCAGUAGAACCACCCAAACCGGGCAAAGUAUCCAGGUUCAAGAGUGCCCGGGCUGGCGCAAACGCUCCUCCACAGAUGCUUCCGACACCUGAUGUCCCGGAAGCGCCGCCUGUGCCAAGUGGCCCUGCUGGACGAACACUAGCCAACACCAUUACCGAGCAUGCCCCUCUGCCCUCAGAGCCUCAGGCACCUGAUGAGUUUGAUCCAAUUCUCUUGGACCGCGAGAUCAAAGCAGAGUAUCACAAGGCGCGCAAUCGGUUCAUCCAGCGUCAAGGCGGUUUCAAGGCAACUGAAGAGGACGAAGAAAGCCCCAUCGUAGAAGAACGAGAUGGCAAGACCAAAAAGGUGAGCCGUUUCAUGGCGGCUAGACUCAAGGCCGAGGGUAUGUAAUAUCUCCGUAUAACGUCGCCACCACGUUCCCAUCUCCGCUUCCCUUUAUUCACCGUGACCGCCUCCACUGCGAGGGUUGCGUGCUCAUGCCUUCUGGCACGGCGCAAAGCUGAAAAGCUUUGCCAACGGAACAAUUCAUGUCCGUGGGAGAUACUAUUACCAUGUAUCAUGACCACAUUACAUUGCUUCCAAGAUCGAAACAAGCGGUACCACUAGACUCGCCGGGCCAAAUACUAUGCCUACUCGAGGUUCAUAUGCUCCGUACAUAUAUAUGAUGCCAGUAUUGGUAUAUUUCAAUUCAAGAUUACCAAAUUUAAA
Alternaria rosae is the source of this 2243-nucleotide messenger RNA. Its product is annotated as Prefoldin subunit-domain-containing protein. Gene Ontology annotation, biological process: negative regulation of phosphatase activity; negative regulation of transcription by RNA polymerase II. The record is from RefSeq and is a predicted model, not a curated record. Gene Ontology annotation, molecular function: transcription corepressor activity; chromatin binding; phosphatase inhibitor activity. NCBI's taxonomy places the organism in Eukaryota, Fungi, Ascomycota, Dothideomycetes, Pleosporales, Pleosporaceae. The coding region runs from base 24 to 1925 and encodes 633 amino acids. The transcript has a single exon.